This is a messenger RNA of Salvelinus sp. IW2-2015, 8631 nucleotides long. The record is from RefSeq and is a predicted model, not a curated record. NCBI's taxonomy places the organism in Eukaryota, Metazoa, Chordata, Actinopteri, Salmoniformes, Salmonidae.
CCUCAACCUUCAGAUGAGCUAUAUCCCACUAUCCUUUGCGAUGGGCUGACAAGUGGAUCCAAGAUGGCGUAGAAAGUAAAGCUAGACAUUCUGUCCCUGAGUCAUGGCGGACAGGAGAGCGGAGAAGUCAUGUGAAGAAGCCAGCGGAUCGUUAGCCAGGCGGGAGUACGAGGUGGCGGUGAGCCACUGCACAGAUGCGCUGCUGGCCCUCGGCCCCCCGGCCCCUCCCAGCCCUGGAACCCCCGCAUCCAACCCCCCCAAUGACACGGUUACCCCCCUCCGCAGCCGCGCCCUGCUCUACAGGAUAGCCGCCCUGCUACAGCUGAAAAACUAUGAUCAAGCAGAUGAAGACUGCAAACAUGUUCUGGCCGAGGAGCUGGCCAAGGGAGACGGGUCGUUUCAGGCCAGCCUGCGCUGCAUGCUGCUGGACGGCAGCCUGCACGAAGUGGCCGGCCUCCUCUCCAAGUCCCUGUUUGGGGAGCCUCUGAACGGCAUCGUCACAAAGGACUUAACUAGAUUAAAAAUGCUUCUCUCAGAAAUUGAAGCCAUUCGUGGCGAAAUGGCUACAGAAUAUACAGACGACAACGAGGAAGUACGGGAUGGAUGGCAGUUUCGCCCCCCGCCUAGAGGAGUUACCAGCAGUGAGGAGUACACGCUGUGUAAAAGGUUCGUGGAGCAGGGCCUGUGUCGCUACGGUGCCCAGUGCACGUCGGCCCACUCCCAGGAGGAGCUGAUGGAGUGGCAGAAGCGCUACGCCUCGCGCCUCAUCCGCCUCAAGCAGCAGCAGGAGAGCAAGCACUUCACCGAGAACUACAUGGAGGCGCUCAUCGAGAAGUGGAUGAACUCUCUCUCCCCUGAGAAAGUGCUGAGUGACUAUUUGGACGGCGUCAACGUGGAACACAGCUCCAACCUCUCCGUAACUGUCACCACCAAGAAAUCAGCUCACUCCUGGACCUUCUCCCUGUUCUGCAAGCCUGUGAGGAAGCUGUACCGCAUCGCCCUGCUCUACGACGCCCACCGGCCCCACUUCUCCAUCUCGGCCGUGUCGGUUGGCGAUGCCGGCGCCCAGCGGCUGCAGGCGGCGGCCGAGGGCUGUCAGGAGUGGACGGCGGGCGAGGAGGCGCUGGCGGCCGACAACGGCAUGGACCACUGCGUCUACACGGUGGUGGUGGGCUUCAGCACCGAGAUCUUCGGCACCUUCCGCCAGACCAUCGUCUUCGACUUUGGCUCGGAGCCCGUGCUGAUGCAGCGCAUCAUGGUGGAUGCCGCCUCCAUAGAAGACCUGGAGCARCUAAUGCAAGCCAGGCAGCAGCUCCUGAUGACGGCCAAGCGCUGGGACCCGUCCUGCAAGACUAUCGUGGAGUUCAGCCCCAACGAGACGGUUGACCUGGACCGCAGCCUGCUGGCCCGCUACCAGAUCCCCCUGUCGGCCGACCAGCUCUUCACCCAGUCGGUCCUGGACAAGACCCUGACCCGGGACAACUACCAGGCCCGCCUGCACGACCUGCUCUACAUCGAGGAGAUCGCCCAGUACAAAGAAGUCAGCAAAUUCAACAUCAAAGUCAACCUCCAGCUGGUCACCAGCUUCAUGCUGACMGGCAUCUCGGGUGGCGCCAAGUACGCCCAGAACGGACAGCUCUUCGCCCGCUUCAAGCUGACUGAGACGCUGUCGGAGGACACGCUGGCGGGCCGACUUGUCAUGACCAAGGUGAACUCUGUCUUGCUGRUGCCCCUGGCCCGCCAGGAGUGGUGCAGCCAGCCCCCUGGGGUCAAGGAGCGGGUCUACGAGGCCUGCAUCGAAGAGAAGACCAAGGACUACAUCUUCCUGCGGAUAUGCAAGGACUGCUGCGAGGAGCUGGGGUUGAUACCUGAUAGGGAACUGCAGGUGGAGCUGCAGUUUCAGUUGAACCGACUGCCCCUGUGUGAGAUGCACUAUGCUCUGGACCGCAUCAAAGACAACGGCAUCCUGUUCCCAGACGCCAGCCUUACCCGCCCACUCUCCCUGGAGCCCAACAGGACGACCACCACCUUAGCCACAGGUACAACCACCACCCUGGAGCCCAACAGCACCAUCCCUUGGAGCCCCAACAGGCAGUGGGACGAGCAGCUGGACCCGCGUCUCAACGCCAAGCAGAAGGAGGCCAUCCUGGCCAUCACCACGCCUCUCACCAUCCCCCUGCCCCCUGUGCUCAUCAUCGGGCCCUACGGCACGGGCAAGACCUUCACCCUGGCACAGGCCGUCAAGCACAUCCUCAGGCAGGACGACAGCAGGGUCCUCAUUUGCACCCAUUCCAACAGUGCAGCUGACCUGUACAUAAAGGACUACCUUCAUCCAUACGUAGAAGCGGGCAACGCGCAUGCAAGACCUCUCAGGGUAUACUUCAGGAACCGCUGGGUGAAGACUGUCCACCCGUUGGUGCAGCAGUACUGUUUGAUCUCUAACACACAGUACACUUUCCAGAUGCCUGAGAGGGAGGACAUCCUCCGGCAUCGCGUGGUGGUGGUCACCCUCAGCACCUCCCAGUACCUCUGCCAGCUGGACCUGGAGCCAGGGCUCUUCUCCCACAUCCUAUUGGACGAGGCGGCCCAGGCCAUGGAGUGUGAGACCAUCAUGCCUUUCGCGCUGGCCAGCAAAAGCACCCGCAUCGUGCUGGCUGGAGACCACAUGCAGCUCAGUCCGUUUGUGUACAGCGAGUUUUCUCGAGAGCGGAACCUGCAUGUGUCGCUGUUGGACCGUCUGUACGAGCACUACCCAGCCGAGUUCCCCUGCCGCAUUCUGCUCUGUGAAAACUACCGCUCCCACGAAGCUAUCAUCAGCUACACAUCAGAACUGUUCUACGACGGGAAGCUGAUGGCCAGCGGGAAGCAGCCGUCUCACAAGGACUUCUACCCGCUGACCUUCUUCACGGCGCGCGGCGAGGACGUCCAGGAGAAGAACAGCACGGCCUACUACAACAACGCAGAGGUGUUUGAGAUCGUGGAGCGGGUGGAAGAGAUGCGCAAGAAGUGGCCGGUGGCGUGGGGCAAGCUGGACGAGGGCAGCAUCGGCGUGGUGUCGCCCUACGCCGACCAGGUAUUCCGCAUCCGCGCCGAGCUCCGAAAGAAGAGGAUGCACGAGGUCAGCGUGGAGAGGGUGCUCAACGUCCAAGGUAAGCAGUUCCGGGUGCUCUUCCUGAGCACAGUGCGCACGCGGCACACCUGCAAGCACAAACAGACGGCCAUCAAGCGCAAGGAGCAGCUGGUGGAGGACUCGACAGAGGACCUGGACUACGGCUUCCUGUCCAACUACAAGCUGCUCAACACGGCCAUCACUCGCGCCCAGUCCCUGGUGGCCGUAGUGGGAGACCCCAUAGCGCUCUGCUCGGUGGGCCGCUGCAGAAAGUUCUGGGAGAAGUUCAUCUCCAUCUGCCACGAGAACGCCAGCCUGCACGGCAUCACCUAUGAGCAGAUCAAGGCCCAGCUGGAGGCCCUUGAGCUCAAGAAGACCUACGUGCUCAACCCGCUGGCGCCCGAGUUCAUCCCCCGCGCCCUGCGGGCCCAGCCGGCCCAGCACCCCCAUCAUCACCAACACCAUCACCAACACCCACACCCCCAGGGACACACGGCCAGCAAGCAGCCCCAGCAGCAGCAACAGCAGUCUCCUCCAAAGGGGAAAGGUCAACAUGCGAACCACACGGAGCACUUCCCACCUGAAGGAUUUGUUCAACCCAACCCUGCGGUGUUGAUGGGCAACCCCAUCCGGGCGUUCACGCCGCCCCUGGGGGGCACCCCUGGCGGCAUGGGCAAGUCCCCCAGUCCCGUGCAGAGGAUAGACCCCCACACGGGCGCCAGCAUACUCUACGUGCCUGCCGUCUACGGGGGCAACAUGGUCAUGUCCAUGCCACUGCCCUCUGUCCCCAUCCAGUUGCCGUGGCCCGGCUACCAGAACCGCUUUGCCAUGGACCCACGUAUCAUGAGCCACCAGGCGGCCAUGGCCUACAACCUGAACCUGCUGCAGGCCCAGAACCGGGGCUCGCCCAUCCCCUACGGCGGAGUCACACACCCCUCCCCCUUGGGCAUGGGCCAGCAGACUAGUCCCGACAAAGAGCUUCAGGCUGAUUCCACCAGAAACGGUAAAAUGGACGGGUGUGCAAAGUCCGAGCAGAGCCGGCUACAGACACCAGAGAGGAAGACCUCGGAGAUGAAGGACAAACCGGGAGAGUGUGAUCCGGGCGGUGGCCGGAGUCUGGACUCUCAGACAGACGGACUGGGCUUCCCCAAUGCCAUGCUCCACCGCAAGGACAACUCGAGCCAAAGACCCCUCAACUACCACCUGGCACCUCCCAACCCGGCCUUUGCCCCCCAUCCUGUGGGCCGGGCAUUCCCCCCACAGUACCCCGGCGUGUCCAGGCUCCCCUUUAGGGUGCCGACCCAGCACCCAGGUGGGGGCCCGGCCAUGGGCCAGCCUAACCAGCAUCACUCGGCCCAGCUAUCACCAGCCUACGACAGCGGCAGGCACAACCCCUCCUUCUUUGGUGGGGUCAUGGCCUCCCACAGGGUUGUGCCGGAGACUGAAGAGGAGGGGCCGGAGGAGAUGGGGAAUUCCAUGAGGUCCCAGAUGGGCCACCAAGGGGGGCACCACCCGGCCCUGUCACAGCCCAGCCGAGUUAACAGCUUCGGGGAGGAGAACCAGGAAGGAGGCCUGGGAGAUGGGAUGGACCCCCUAGCUCUGGAGGCCCUGAGCCAGCAGGCGCGGCUGGGCCAGUGGGGUGAGCCCGGGCCCUUCCUCCAGGGCGGUGUGGCCUUCCCUCUGCCCCAGCAGCUGGCCCAUCUGGCCCAGCCCGGCCUAGCCCGCUUCCCCCCUCAGCUGCUGGCACGGGCCAACUGGAGGAUGAGCGCCGGUAUGGAGGACGAGGCUGGCGGACCGCCUUUCACCAGGUUCCCAGGCCUCCUGCGAGAGAUGCCCCCCCAGGAUCAGCCCGAUCCCAGGGACCUGGCAGAGAUGCAGCCCCCUCCCCAAUCCCGCCUGCUCCAAUACCGCCAGGUCCAGUCCCGCUCCCCAGGAGACCCCUCCUCCCCCUCAUCUGCAACCUCCAACCACACCGGCCCCUUCCCCCCUGGCCCCUAUCCUGGCCGAGACCCCACCAGUCACGAGCUGGACCUCCUCAAUAACCCGGGUCUCCAGCAGCACCCGGGGAACCAGCUCUACAACCCCAACGCCUACCCCCACCAGCUGGGCCACUCUACUACCCCGCCCCCGCAAGUCAAGUACCUCCUCCAGGAGGCCCAGUGGCCUCACGGCGGAGCUGGCGUUGCUCAGAACCACAUGCUGGCCCAGGGCCAGGGCUUCCCCUACGGGCUGCCCGUCAUGGCCCACCCCAGUAGACAGGAGCAGGUCCACCUCAUGCAGCUCCACCACCAGCACCACCACCAGCAGCAGCACCACCAACAGCAGCAGCAGCAGGGUCAAGGCCCAGGCCAGGAGCCCUACCACCCCCUCUCCCCCAGAACAACAGGUGCCACCGCCCUUCACAAUGUAGAAGAGUAUGAACCCAGGGGUCCCGGGCGGCCCCUCUACCAGCGGCGGAUCUCCUCCAGCUACCCAGACGAGGGAUCCCCCGCCAACGCCGCCGCCAUGGCCGCAAUGGCCCAGCAGCAGCCACAGCCCUGCCCGUAUGAACCCAGGGGUCCCGGGCGGCCCCUCUACCAGCGGCGGAUCUCCUCCAGUACCCAGACGAGGGAUCCCCCGCCAACGCCGCCGCCAUGGCCCAGCAGCAGCCACAGCCCUGCCCGGCAGACCCCCAGGAGCACCCCCACCAACACCCCCACCAACACACUCACCAACACCCCCACGCCCCCUACGGCUACCCACCGCCCGAGCUGUGGCCCGGCAAUGGGGGUGGCCCCGGCCCGUUCCAGAACAUUCCAUGCAACGGAGCCAGCACACUCGUUCAACACCAACACCGGGAUAUUCCUAGUAACUUCCAAGGCCCUGCGGCAGGCAGCAGAGGAGCAGAUGAAGGCUGAAGCGGCAGCAGCAGUAGCUGCGGCCCAGCCUCCCGCCCACUCCCUCCAGCACCUCGGACAGUUCCCCCCUCUCAUGCCCAACAGCAAGCAGCCGCAGCAGCAGCAGCAGCAAGCCCCCCCAGAGCCCGGCCAGGGCCCCGGGGUUCUCCAAAACCCUGGAAAACCCCCCACCAUGUCCUACGCCAGUGCCCUCCGCGCCCCACCCAAACCCAGAGCUCGCCCGGAACAGGUCAAAAAGCACAGCGACCCACUUUCCCUACUCCAAGAGCUCAGCAUAGGAAGUUCAAAUGGUAGCAACGGAUACUAUUCCUAUUUUAAAUGAGUUUCACCCCUGAGAAAUACCCCCUAGAAAAAUAUGAAAUGUAAAAAAAAAAAAGGUAAAAUAUGAAGAAAAAUCAAAAAAAAAUCUAAUAAUGGCAAUACUUUUGUGAAAAAGACAAAAAACAGCUUUUACAAAUAGUUUCUAUUCGUUUUUGUUUCCCGCUUUUUGUUUUGUUUUAAACUUUAAUUUGUAACAGUCAAAUCUUUCUUCUGUUUCACAUAUCUGACAAACAUUUUUUUUAAAUAUGUAAAACUUAAGUAUAUAUAAUGGAUGCAUUACUGGUAUAUACAUACAUGAUGUAUAUAUGAAUAUAUACUUAUAUUAUGUACACUUAUAUAUGUAUGUAAUGCAAAAAAAAGGUUUUAAAAAUUAACUAAAAUGUUUUUAAAAACACAACAUUUGGUUGACCACUUGGCUGCCUGUCUGUUUUCCCUUAUUGAAGUUUUUUUAUGUUGAAGUUUAUUUUUAUUUUUUUCAUUUUAAAAUUGUGUGUGGACUUUCUGUCUUGAUUUUCAUCAUAGUUGUGUUAACAGGGAAAAAGCUAAGUGGUCAACUAAUUUCAUAUAAAGUAUAUGGAGCAUUGUAUAGAAGUAGAUACAUUUUCCUCUAAUCUGUACAUAUAAAGAAAAUAAAUGACUGAGUUGUAUGCAACAGACAUGUACCUAAAUUCCUGUAUCAUGUUAGCAUUGACAUUAGACUUCGUUUGGUUUGCUUUUCAUCCUCAACCGUAGACAUUCUCACCUGAAAAUCAUUUUCAGUGACAGAUUAGUGCAGUAAAUGGGAUUCUUACAUGCAUACAAACAUGCACAUGCAAACACACACCAUUCAGAAAAAAACACAAUUACUUUAUUAUACGUUUAUACAAAUGGGUUGGUUGCACGUAAAUUCCUUUUUUCACUGGCCCUCUCCUCUCUUUUUUUAAAAGAGAAAAAUCUAGGAUAGAUUAUGAUAAGCAUGCAAAGCCACAUCAAAGUGAGGUCUACUGUUGUCUGAUUCCAACUUGGACAAACUCGUUUCAGAAACAACCAUGGUAUGCUUCCUCUGCCGUUUUCAUCUGAGGCCCAAAGAUGGUUGUUCUCCUGUUGGGCGACUGGCUUUCCCUUUAGUCUAGUCGGUUAACCACGGUCUUCGAUGUAGGCGUAUUGCGUGAUAACAAUGAUGUGGAGAAACUUGAGACAAACUGCAUAUAUUGGUGGAUGGGUAAAACGUGAGUCAUAACUAAGGCACGGCUCCUGAGGGAAUCUGAAGGUAUAGAGGGAGAUCACGGCCAAGUUGGAAAGAUUUGUUUCAUGUUGAGUGAGAUGUUGGGUCUACGUCAAUUGUGUCCUUGUUUUUUUUUUGACCCACUUUCAGAGCUUUUAAGGUCAUUUUAGAAAGUCUUGAGAAAGAUCGUGUCACAAAAUUUCCCAACAUUUCCUGGUAUUUCUGGAAUUAGCAAGGGAGUAAGCAACUAGGGAAUCGUCCCGACUUGGAAUUCUUCAACCAGGAUUUCUGAUAAACCUGGGAAUUUUGGGAACCUUGCAACCGUAGACUAUUUUUGUGCUUAUGUAGGACUUCGGCCCGAAAGAAAACCGGAUGGCUUAGACCAGUGCCAUCAGUUACUUUUUGGUUCCUUCUUAUCAUCUGAGUUGUACUACAAUACCACAGUUUUUUUCGCCGAUAUUCUGUGUCAUCAGCAGACAUCACUUUUAGCCACCAACCUCUUGCUCUGAUUAGAUAGUUGCUUAGAUGACUGAGGUAACUCAUUCUGUCUGUUUGCCCUGGCAAUUUGGCUGGAAAUUUAGACAGGAAAAAAUAUUCAGUUUUUUUUAUUUUGACGACUCAAAAUGUUUCAAUUGUUAACAAAUACAUGCAAUCAGUGGGUUAUUUUAACCACAAAAGAGAGAUUGUUCACUGUUUGUAGGUCUUUUCUGACAUGCAGUCCAAUCAGUGAGGUAUUUUGUUUCUAGGGUGACGCGUAUCUUGAGAGUGAAAUCUAUUUGCAUUUUUGUAAAAUUAUUUGCAAACAACCAUCAAGCUGUCCAAUCUUUAUACAUUUGUAUUAGUGUGCACGCUCAAAAAAUUAAUUGCCAGAAGGAUAAAAUUAUCAUGACAAUUAUUGACGAUUAUUAUCAAAUGCAAAUUUGUGACUGAUUUUUCUUUUGUGUAAUAGCCAUAGUUGUCACAUUUUCCUGGAAACCAUUUUCUCUCUUCAUGAUUCAUUUGUGUUGCAGCCUUUUCUCCCCCAUCAAAUAUAUAUUUUUAAUUGGUUAAUGGUUUGUUUCAGUAUAUUGUAAUAAAAGACCCUUGGAUUCUAACUGGUA